UUAUUUCUCCUGCUAGUUAUAUUCAGCGGACCAAUUAUUCAACCGACAACUCGCAGUAAAACAUCAGGACGCUUAAAAUAAAUGCUAGGCUUCGUGCUGCUAUAAUGAGUGGAGACUUUUCUGAAAACAAUGAAGGAAGUCUAGACAUCUAUACAGUAGGAGGAGAAGAAGAAGGAAAACUGGUUCACAGGAUUCCACCCCACAUUCACAGCUCUCACAUACAUCUCAAAAAGGGUCUUUCUGUGACUGUGGAUGAACCAAGAUUUCUGGAAAAACCACCUCUAUCUUACAUAGCAUUAAUUGCAAAGGCAAUUCUUUCUUCCCCGGCAAAUAAACUGAAUUUAGCUGCUAUCUACAAAUACAUUGAAGAUAACUUUCCUUUCUACAGAAACAAAGGUCGAGGCUGGAGGAACAGCGUAAGGCACAACCUUUCACUAAACGAUUGUUUCAUCAAGGUGGGAAGAUGUGAGGAUGGCAAAGGAAACUACUGGAGUAUUCACCCAUCAAACUUAAAUGACUUUGUUCACGGGGACUUCAGGCAACAUCGAAGGUCUCGAAAGCGAGGGCGUCAAAAGGAGCUAGAGCAUUGCCUUGCUGUGAAUUAUUUCAUGCCAUGGGGACACUAUCCUUCCUACCCAGCAACAAACUGGCUUUGCCAAACACAUUAUUUUCUGGAUCCUCUGUGGAAAACGCUGUAUGCCGACAGACCGCAGUUUGUGCAUGAAUACCAAAAAUGGAAUGUAAACAGUGAUUUAAUCAUGGGGAAGUUUUCACCUCCACUACAGACUGAUAAACCACACAACAUUUCUGUGGACUGGUUUUAUGGAUCUCCUGCUACUUCAGUUAUGCAGCAGAAUAUUUUCCUAAAUAUUCAACAGGCUUUCCCUAAUUCCCUUCUCUUUUCUGCUCAAAAGCAGCAGCAAAGGGAAGCAUUCAGACAGAUCUGUUAAGUACUAGAAAGUACUUGAAGUGCAGUAACUUCGCAGGCAGCUUGGGACUCUGUCGAGAUACCGUGUAUUAAUAUAUAUGGCACAGUUUUGAAGGUUUGUAUAUGUUUAAAGACAGCAAAAGGGCUUACUUAUUUCUGUAAGCCAGUGAUUACCAAUGAUUAUUACCUAAGUGUGUUAGCUUUGAAAUGAUAACAAUGAAUACUGUUUUUAAUAAUUCUAUUAGUCACUGGCGGGGCAUAGAUAACUGUGUAAGAGUAAAUCCAUUAGGACCGACUGCCCAAUAAAAUUAUUUUUAAGUUGUCCUGUAUUAACGAUAUUACUGUAUACUACUGCUCUAUUAGAUUCUUACUAAUACACAUGCAUGUGGAUUUAUAUAUUCAAAUAUGUACACCCAUGUAUUUACUUUUAUAUUACAUUGAGUAGGAAGCGUUAAUACGUUUUUCCUUUGUCAGUUGGGAAUGUCUUUGAAAUGCUACUUGUCACCUCCCGUG
This is a messenger RNA of Chroicocephalus ridibundus (black-headed gull), 1441 nucleotides long. RefSeq names its product forkhead box protein D1-like. The transcript has a single exon. Bases 105 to 950 code for a protein of 281 amino acids. Gene Ontology annotation, biological process: regulation of transcription by RNA polymerase II; cell differentiation; anatomical structure morphogenesis. Lineage: Eukaryota; Metazoa; Chordata; Aves; Charadriiformes; Laridae. Gene Ontology annotation, molecular function: RNA polymerase II cis-regulatory region sequence-specific DNA binding; DNA-binding transcription factor activity, RNA polymerase II-specific. The record is from RefSeq and is a predicted model, not a curated record.